ACAUUUGUGCGAUGGCAUUUGAAUUAAUUUGUCGUCUAAGAAGACACUAUCGGAUCAAAAUGUCAAAGGGAUCUUUUCAAAAAGGAGACCGGCUUGUAAAGGGGGUGGAUAGACCGAUAUAUUCGAGCAGGCGCACUAAAGGUGCUAGAGGUGGAGGAAGAGGUGGAGGAAGAGGUGAAGGAAGAGACGGAGGGAUGGCUGGGGGAUGUAGCUGAGAGUACAAACCGCAUAUAUAAUCCAGCGUAACGCGCGUUUACCUCGGCCAGAGAGAACUCUACUACCUCGGAUCGAGUAUCAAAAAUGAACGUGAAAAUGUUCGCAACACAACUACUCAUUUCAUUUAAAUACUUUUAAACUAGGGUGACAAGUGUUUACCAAAUGAAAUUAUUGUCUAUUUAACGAUCGAGCAAUGAACAACGGUUCUCCACAGAAUUCCGAUACGGCUGCCCAGCAACAUCGAAGCGGCGUUGACAACAGCGAUGAAGAGGAAUGGAGUGGUGUUGUCGAAUGUGCUGUACUGGAACGAUCCAAGUCGGAUCGUGUGACAAGGGUGGAUGAGGAUAGGCGACGCCGUACCAUUAUCGUGGAAAAGAAAAAUGGCACGUAUGGUUUCACGUUACAGAGUUAUGGUAUACAUUAUAAGAGAGAACAAGAGAUAGAAAUGAUCACUUAUGUUGAUUAUAUCGAAUACGAUGGACCUGCAUUCAAAGCAGGUAUGAGAGAAGGUGAUGUUAUACUUUCCAUAAAUGGUCAUGAAAUGGAUCGAGCCGAUCACACUACUCUCGUUAAUUUUAUAAAGAACUGUGAUACCAGAAUGAGAAUGGUCGUGUCAUUUGAAGAUUGUGUAAGAAAGGUACAAUUACAUAUGCGUUAUUUAGAACUACAACGUGCUCUUCAAUUACGUUUAGGUGAACUUGAAAGAUUAUGUGAAAGAGAACGUUCCAUAUUAAUGGGUCGAUGGAAGACUCAUUCACUUCCAGCACGUAAAAGAACACCCAGUAGUAUUAUAACGAGUAAUCCUAAUCAGCCAUCACCAUCUUCGAGUUUUAAUUCGUCAACUAUUCAAUGUUGUCGGCCUGCAACAUCUACGGAACAUCUUUUACUUUAUAAUUUGUUUGGCGAUGGCCGACCAUGUUUGAUACCACGUGCAGCUUGUUUAGUAACGGUAGGGCCACCACGUUCUCGAAGCGAUCAUCAUCAGUUUCUUUCAAAGAUGCCUAGUGAAUCUGGCGCAUCCACUUCUUCGCGUCAUAGUUAUCAUCAAGCAAAUGGUAUGAGCGGUACUCCAGCGAAAAUGAAAUCGCACAAAUCUUGUCAACAGCAACAAAAUUCGUCGACGAGUGGAGAUGUAUCGACGGUUCACCAUUCUCAACAAAAUAGUCUCUGCGUAGCUUGUAUCUCAAGUGCCAAUCGUCGUCGAGAACAAUCGGAUACUGGUAGUUUGGAUGCAUAUGAUCUAGCUAGUCCUUGCUGUGAUCCAAAUUGUGUCCCAAGUCGUAGAAGACGCGAGAAACAACGUCGAGCUAGAAAUGAACAAAAUCAUCUUCAACAACAACAGCAGCAGCAGCAGCAGCAACAACAACAACAAGGACAGCAACAACAGCAGCAGCAGCAGCAACAACAGCAACAACAACAACAACAACAACAACAACAUGGUUCGCACAAUUGCUCCAGAUCUUCUGGUCAUAGUCUUCAUUCCAUUACAAGCAGCGACGUAUCGACUACCGCUGAUAGCGUAGCUUCUUGUUCUACGAGUUUAAGUACAGACACUCUUUACUGGGAUCCAAAUGUUCAUCAAAGACCACCACCGUGCCUUCAAUAUGCCAAACCCAAGUCAUGGGAUAAUUUAACGACAAAAGCUUUCGGGGGAUACGGAUUUGGUUACGGUUAUCUUGAUACAGCUACAAUAAAGACUUACAGCGCUGAAAGACCUGGAAAAGGAGGUCAUGGACGCGCUAAAACACCUACGGGUACGGUACACAGAAGAACAAAUAACAAUACGUCUUAUUCGACUGGUAAUACUCGACAUUUUCAACCAACUAAAUCUACCGAAAGUCUUCUCAUUCCACCUCCUUAUCAAAACGAGCUAGACGGUAGUAUAAGCUGUGAAUGUUUAGACGAACCAAGCCCAAGAUUUUUACCAGUCGUUCAAUUGGAAAAACAUAAAGAAUCCGGCUACGUUGCUACUAAUCACGCUCAAAUCAGACAUCGACGUUCUAGUCACUCUGAAGGAAAGCUCAGAGCGAUUAACAGUUCCGAGGUAACUCGUUUGUGAAUUUAUUUCUUCCUAGAUUUCUGUAUAUCCUGGAAUAUUAUGUAAAACGAGCGUUGUAUCAUAUCCGUGGGGUGGUCUUUUCUGCUCUUACCAAUCAAUCUUUUCUAUAAAAGCUUGUAUUUGUGUUUUCCGGGAAUAAGUUCGAGACUUAUGACCAAAGACGAGACUGUAAUAUUGAUCUAUAAUGAAAGAAAUGCAAAACUACUGCACUUGGAAUUGUCUCCUUGAUCUACGUAGAAACUAACAAAGUUUGAUAAAUUUUUUAAGGGCUCGCCAAUUAAUAGCAAACAGUUUAAUACAUUAGAUAGCCACUUCCAUGGACAACACAAAUAAAUAUUAUCAAUAAAACAAUUCAUUGUGAA
Molecule: messenger RNA, 2637 nt
Organism: Polistes dominula (European paper wasp)
Lineage: Eukaryota; Metazoa; Arthropoda; Insecta; Hymenoptera; Vespidae
Molecular function (GO): protein binding
Source: RefSeq, a predicted model, not a curated record